AUGACAGCCCGAAUAUUCUCCGAGUGGGCAGAAGACUACACAAAGGCUGAAAAGGCGAUCAUCGACGACAUUGUGAAAAUCGAUUUAGAUGCCAAACUCCAUGAGCCUAUAGACGUUGACUGCAGCAACAGAUCACUUGGUGAAGAUGAUAGUGGCAACCAAGAAGAUGACCCACCUGUACCUGCAUCGGCAGCCCUUGCUUAUUGCGUGGAGCUUUCAACAUUUCUGUUUCAGUGCGAGGGGGACACUAAAGACCAGCAGAGCAUGCUGCAAUCUUUGACAGAGGUAGUGCGAACGCAAGUGAUGAAGCAGGUUCUGAGUAAUUAUCAGAACCGUGGUUCAGUCGAUGAGCCCAAAAGCAGCUCCAAACUCGGAUAA
Messenger RNA from Phytophthora infestans T30-4, 378 nucleotides. RefSeq lists its product as uncharacterized. Bases 1 to 378 code for a protein of 125 amino acids. Lineage: Eukaryota; Oomycota; Peronosporomycetes; Peronosporales; Peronosporaceae. The record is from RefSeq and is a predicted model, not a curated record. The transcript is spliced from 4 exons.